This is a messenger RNA of Rhododendron vialii, 1931 nucleotides long. Its product is annotated as AAA-ATPase At3g50940-like. The transcript has 3 exons. Gene Ontology annotation, molecular function: ATP hydrolysis activity; ATP binding. The record is from RefSeq and is a predicted model, not a curated record. Bases 126 to 1634 code for a protein of 502 amino acids. NCBI's taxonomy places the organism in Eukaryota, Viridiplantae, Streptophyta, Magnoliopsida, Ericales, Ericaceae.
GGGCACAAAGUUUUGUCACUACCAUAGUACCAUCUUUACACCACCACCGUCGAUUGAUCGAGAUUUCACACCCAAAACCCCACUGAAGAGCUCCCCAAGACCUAAAACCCAGAAAAACCAAAACCAUGUUGCCCAAAACCCAGAAACCUCCUCCCCACGCACGAAUCCCACCCAUCCUCUCCGCCGCCGCCUCCGCCGCGGCCACCGCAAUGGUGCUCCGCUCCCUUGCCAAGGACCUCAUCCCCCGCGAGCUCCAGCACGACCUCUUCCUCAGGCUCCGCCGCUUCCUCAGCAGGUUCUCCAGCGAACUCACCCUCACCGUCGACGAGUACGACGGGCUCUACCCCAACGCCCUGUUCCAGGCCGCCGAGACUUACCUCGGCACCGUCAUCACGCCCGACACUAAGCGGUUCCGGGCGAGCAAGCCCGAGAGGGAGAAGCGGAUCAAGGUGUCGGUGGAGAAGGACGAGGAGCUGACCGAUUGGUUCGGCGGGGUUCCGAUCAAGUGGCGGUUGUUCUGCAAGGAUACCCCCGGGAAGUACGUCGCGAAUCCGGACUCGUUGGGCUACGAAUACGGCGCGACGACUCUGAAGUCGGAGUCCCGGUUCUUUGAGCUCGUUUUCCACAAGAAGAUCAAGGACAAGGUAAUCAACGAGUACUUGCCUUACAUAUUGGAGAAAUCAAAGAUCUUAAAAGAGGAGCAGAGAACACUGAAGCUUUGGACCCUAAAGAUUGAACGGGGCAUGGGGGGGCUAGGGGGACCGAGAUCAAAGCCGUGGCAAUCCGUGAAUCUGGACCAUCCAUCAACUUUCGACACUCUAGCUAUGGAAUUAGACGCGAAGGAAAAUAUAAUGGCGGAUUUGCAGAGGUUUGUGAAGAGGAAAGAAUUUUAUAGGAGAGUUGGGAAGGCGUGGAAGAGGGGUUACUUACUCUAUGGCCCCCCUGGGACUGGGAAAUCAAGCUUGAUUGCGGCCAUGGCCAACUACUUGAACUUCGAUGUGUAUGAUUUGGAGUUGACUGCUACGUGGAGCAAUUCUGAGCUGAGGAACUUGCUCAUUUCGACGGCGAAUCAGUCGAUUUUGGUGGUGGAGGACAUUGAUUGCUCCAUUGAGUUGCAAGAUCGGUUUAAGGCGGCAAAAAAACUGGUGGGAAAACCUUUGGUGGCUAUGGAUCUUCGUCAGCCUGAUCAAGGGUAUGAUUGCAGGUCUAGCGGAGUGACUUUAUCUGGACUACUGAAUUUCAUUGAUGGAUUGUGGUCAAGCUGUGGGGACGAGAGGAUAAUUAUUUUCACCACUAAUCACAAAGAAAGGCUCGACCCUGCACUGCUGCGCCCCGGGCGGAUGGACGUGCAUAUCCACAUGUCCUACUGCACACCUUGUGGGUUCAGAAUGCUUGCCCAAAACUACCUUGAGAUUUCGGAGCAUCCACUCUUUACGGAGAUUGAACGGUUGUUGAAGAUGAAAAAAGUGACUCCGGCAGAAGUAGGCGAGCAAUUGUUGAAGAACGAGGAGGCUGAGAGCGCGCUGAGAGGUUUGAUUGAGCUGCUUGAGGAGAAGGAGGUUGAAGAAGUUAAAGCUGGUCAAGUAGAACAAAAGGAAUCUGGAUCUGAAGGUGUGACAGAGCUUGAGAAUUAAAGAAGGUUGGAGUUGUGAAAAAUAAAAGAUUAUAUUGCUACCCAAAAAAUGUACUGAUCAGUAUUGUAUGAGGCAAAACUAUUGGAUAUGUAGGAAAGGGUCUUCAAACACCCAUAGAAUGGCCCUAAAAUCCUUAGUAAAGACUUCUAGUUCUGUUUAUCUAUUAGGAAGAGAUUCGUUCUAGAAAAGUUUCAGAAGAUAUUGAGCGUAAAUGAGAUGAUUGGUGGCGGAGAAAGAUUUGUAAUCACAUACAAUUAUGCUACUGUCGUGGCAUUAAUCUGAGUUUUGUUCAUGUCA